CCGCCGGACACGGCGUGGCGUGAGCGUAAAUUGGGCCGAACGGCGUGCCCCAUGCCGCCCCACGGAAUAAAACCAGCCCUUUAAAAUCUCGCCGGUCCCUUUCCUCGCCGGCAAUCCUCCUCCUCCUCCCCCUCCGCGCUCCCCAAUCGCCGCCCCCAAUCCCUUCUCCGCCGCCGCUACCCCCCGGCCAGCCACCAUGAUGCACAUGACCUUCUACUGGGGCACGUCCGCCACGAUCCUCUUCGACGGCUGGCGCACGUCCACGUGGCCCGGCUACCUCCUCUCCCUCGCGGCCCUGCUCCUCGCCGCCGCCUUCUACCAGUACCUCGAGGCGCUCCGGAUCCGCGUCAAGCUCGCCGCGGGAGGGGGCGCCGCCGCCAGCAAGUCGCCCCCCUCCAUCCCGCCGCCCGCCAGCUCCGACCCGUCGCGGGCGCCGCUCCUCGCGCCCGCCCUCGCCGCCGCCGGGCGCUGGCCGGCGCGGGUCGCCGUCGCCGCCAUGUUCGGGGUCAACUCCGGACUGGGUUACCUCCUCAUGCUCGCCGUCAUGUCCUUCAACGGCGGCGUGUUCAUCGCCGUCGUCGUGGGGCUCGCGCUCGGGUACCUCGCCUUCCGCAGCAGCGACGGGGAGGAUCUCGUCGUCGUCGACAACCCCUGCGCCUGCGCGUGAGGGCUGUACGGGACGGGGUCGCCGGCUUGCUCCCCCAGGUUUGCCCUCGUGGUGUUGUUGUAUAACACAAGUAUAUCAUAAUAAAAUCAUGUACAAAUUCAGCUGUGUGAUUGGAGGAUUUGGAGUGUUCAUCUGCUCUGUUUGAGAGAAAUUGUAAA
This is a messenger RNA of Panicum hallii, 825 nucleotides long. Its product is annotated as copper transporter 5.1-like. Lineage: Eukaryota; Viridiplantae; Streptophyta; Magnoliopsida; Poales; Poaceae. Gene Ontology annotation, molecular function: copper ion transmembrane transporter activity. The transcript has a single exon. Bases 197 to 667 code for a protein of 156 amino acids. Gene Ontology annotation, cellular component: plasma membrane. The record is from RefSeq and is a predicted model, not a curated record. Gene Ontology annotation, biological process: intracellular copper ion homeostasis; copper ion transmembrane transport.